This is a messenger RNA of Ectocarpus siliculosus, 1510 nucleotides long. The record is from the annotation of a GenBank genome assembly. Lineage: Eukaryota; Phaeophyceae; Ectocarpales; Ectocarpaceae.
ACCUCUUAUCCGCUUCAGCUCUCGAAUGGGUAGCGCACAUAGAAUACAGCUAGACGGUGGAGUGCGAUACGUCUCGCCGGCCGCCGCGCAUCUCUUCGCGGCGAGAGCAGCUUCCGGAGGGGUCCCUAAUCUGUCGUCAAGCGAGGCUGACUGGAGGUAUUUCCAGCAUCAGCAGCAGCAGCAGCAGCAGCAGGGGUUUGGGCAAGACGAGGGCUACCAGGCGUCAGACGGCGGAGAGUCCAGACAACAGCAGCAGGACAUAGAAGUAGAGAGACUCUGCCCACCGUCACCGGUGGCGAGCGUCGAAGGCGUGACUUCUCCUCAGGCGUACCUGGAGGCGAUCCUGCUCGAAAGGACCGCACAAUCUUUGGCGCACGCUGAUCGGGUCCCACGCAAGUCCUCUCCGUCUCACCCGAAUUUGCCACGCCGGCUCGCCUUUCAGCAAAGCACGAUAUAAUUUUCUCUUGCCAGCUUGCCUGCACUAUUAAUAGAGUAUACAAUAGGAUCGGAAAGCACCACUUUUCAAUCAACUCGGCAGGAACGUUGUCAAGGUACAGCAGCAGUGCGAUGUGUUACCUAUACAUAGAGAGCAGAUUUUUUUGUGGCACACCACACUACUCGGGGAUCAAUUCCCCCCCAAGCAUUUCUGUCGCUAACGCCGAGAGAGAUGUUGCAUGCCGACAUUUUGUUCCUUUCAAAUGAUUCCGCCUUCUGGCAUCACGGCUUUCUUUCUUUCUCGGAGGUUUAUACUACAAAUAAGACACUGACACCACCGGCCGGCCCAGGAGGUCCAGUAUGAUCGAGCAGUUGUCUCUCAGACCCUCGCCGGCCGUGAAGGCUUUAACGCACGCCGGCUGGUUCAGUGUUUUGCAGGAACGUCGAGUUACUGCGAGCACGUUUGUUGCUCUACCAUGUUUGUACUUGUAUGUUUUACCACGCUGCUGUGCAUGUACUUCGAAUUCAACGCAUGCCCCCUUGCCGUAUGAGGAGAAUCAUUGAAAGGUAAAGGUGUGCAUGCCUUUAAAUCUCCUGUGCUGUUCUUUGCCUGUCUGUCUGUGCGUUCUGGUCAGUCGAGAGCGGUGAUGACAUGGCGUGGGGAUCGGAGAGAUCACACAGCAGGGUUGUAUCUUAUUAUGCAACAAGUAUAAGUAUGCUAUGUUUUUUCUUUUAUCCCUUUUGUGGCCCUUGAACGCCCGCUUCUGCCGCAUGACGCAUGAAGUUUCAUCGCACGGCGGGGUGACGGCUCUCUUCCAGGGCACAUUUUUCACAGACAACAACUGGGUACAGACACGUUUGGUCUGUACCCGCUUGCUUUUCUUGAAAUUUACAAGGGAUUCCUCCGGGAGCGUGUGCUCAUGAGAGCACAGCGGUGUCAGCAAUGAUGGAAGUAAAGCGCAGGCAGCAGGACAAACCUACAGAGCAAGCAAGGCAGCUGUUGUGAUGAAUCGAUGAAUCCCAAUCUCACACAGCAGCUGACAUGCUUUGGGUCGAAGAGCCCAACACACCUCAC